AUGCACCUUGACUGUGGGAUCCAGGAGAGUCGGCCUGAUAUGAUAGAGAUGAUUGAUGAGGCUAUCACCUAUAUAGUUGAAGUGGACUCAAAACGUGCCCCACAAUACAAGUUGUCAUGCAUAGUCAAGUGUGCCAAGCAGAUCUUCUCGGUGCUUCUAGAGUCAAAGGCAAGGUCCUUGAUGUUAGACUCUGAGAGCUCGGCAUCCAGUGUGACCAACUCAGCUGAUUAUUUCCUCCCAGCUCUCAUCUAUGUUGUCCUCAAGGCGAAUCCCACACGACUCUACAGUAACAUCAGCUACAUCUCUCGCUUCUGCAACCCAAAGCGACUCAUGACUGGAGAGGGAGGAUAUUAUUUUACCAAUCUUUGCUGUGCAGUGGGAUUCAUUGAACGCAUUGAAGCAUCGAGCCUGAAUCUGUCAGAGGAGGAGUUUGAGCGUUACAUGUCUGGGGAAGUGCUUCCUCCUGGGGGAGGCUGGGAAGGCGGAGUGUGGCUCUGUGAAGGGAUGCGUCUCCUUCGUCAAAACACCAAGGCUCUUCAUGAUCUAUCACAGCGGGAAGAGAAGCUAUUCACUCAUGCUGUGGAGCUCAAGCAGGAAAUGCUUCUGUUUCAGGGUGGGGAUGGAAUCGUCUUGGGCAAUUUGGAUGGCUGUGGAUAUGUCAGUGGGAGAGAGGAUGGAGAGAGAGUUGGGGAGACAGGUGUCCAGGAGGUCGACAGUCACAAGGAUCGGGAGGUGGUCAGAACCAAUGUCUUUUCCAAUGGAGCAAUCAUGUAUGAGGGGAAGGAUGGAGGGGUUAGCAAGAGUCAGGUCAAGUCUGUAUGGUGGAGAGUCAGGGCAUGUGAAGGAGGAGUGAGUCGGGUCGGGGCCACAGAUCAGGGAGUAGUCGGAGUUGUCCAGGAAGGAGGAGAUUAG
This is a messenger RNA of Darwinula stevensoni, 912 nucleotides long. Lineage: Eukaryota; Metazoa; Arthropoda; Ostracoda; Podocopida; Darwinulidae. The record is from the annotation of a GenBank genome assembly.